This is a messenger RNA of Salvelinus sp. IW2-2015, 2073 nucleotides long. Its product is annotated as all trans-polyprenyl-diphosphate synthase PDSS1. Gene Ontology annotation, cellular component: transferase complex; mitochondrion. Gene Ontology annotation, biological process: ubiquinone biosynthetic process; isoprenoid biosynthetic process. The record is from RefSeq and is a predicted model, not a curated record. Lineage: Eukaryota; Metazoa; Chordata; Actinopteri; Salmoniformes; Salmonidae. Gene Ontology annotation, molecular function: prenyltransferase activity.
UUGUGUAAUAUUUUCCAGCUAUGUGUGGAGGAACAUGGCGAUACCGUGGAGGCACUGUUGGAGGUGGACUAUAGGCGCUACGAGUACAAGUGUACUAGAAACGAUAUGCGGUUUUAAUGGAAGGUCUGCUACGUUUGCUGCUUCGUCUUUCCGAGGAACAGGGGCCGGCGCUGGCUCGGGAAAGGAGGGACUGUCCUCCAGGCCUGUAGACACAACCUCAAUAGGCAACUAUAUUCUGACAAGUAGGCACAAAUCAAGGUUGCUUUACCCCACACCAAAGCCUUGCUGCAGCAAAGGGAUACACAGUGAUGCCAAGCUGAAGGACCCGUUCUCACUAGCCCAAAAAGACUUGAAUCAUUUGUAUGAUGAUAUUAAAAAGGAGCUUUUUGUGUCCAAAUCCGAGCUGAAGUCCUUAUGUGACUACUACUUUGACGGGAAGGGCAAGGCCUUCCGACCAAUGAUAGUGGUGCUGAUGGCCCGGGCCUGCAAUAUUCACAGCAACAGAGACGGAGAUCUGCUCCCAGGUCAGCGGUCCAUAGCUAUGAUCUCUGAAAUGAUCCACACUGCCAGCCUGGUCCACGAUGAUGUCAUCGACGGCUCGAACAAGCGGAGGGGGAUGACUACCAUCAACGAAGUGUGGGGGGAGAGAAAGGCCAUUUUAGCUGGAGAUUUCAUCCUCUCGGCAGCCUCCAUGGCUCUGGCCCGUAUCGGCAACAACACAGUGGUGUCAGUGCUGUCUCAGGUCAUAGAGGAUCUGGUGCGAGGGGAAUUCAUGCAGCUGGGCUCCAAGGAGAACGAGAGCGAGAGAUUCAAGCACUACCUCGAGAAGACCUUCAAGAAGACUGCCAGUCUUAUAGCAAACAGUUGUAAAGCAGUAUCUAUUCUGGUGAACUCGGAUCCAGAGGUACAGGAAAUAGCCUUUCAGUACGGGAGGAACGUAGGCAUCGCCUUUCAGCUGGUGGAUGAUGUGCUGGACUUCACAGCAUGCGCCAGCCAGCUAGGAAAGCCUUCGGCUACAGACCUUAAGCUGGGCCUGGCCACCGGACCAGUCUUAUUUGCCUGUCAACAGUUUCCUGAGCUGCAUGCUAUGAUUAUGAGGCGGUUCAGCACCACUGGAGACGUGGAUCGGGCCUGGCAGUAUGUUCUGGAGAGUGAUGGUGUGGAUCAGACCAACUACCUGGCCCAGAGCUACUGCCGGGAGGCCAUCCGGCAGAUCAGCCUGCUCAGGCCCUCCCCGGAACGGGACGCCCUCAUCAGGCUCACUGAGAUGGUCCUCACCCGCGACAAGUGAGCUCCCACCCCCAGGCUUCACUUCAGGCCUGUGGAAGCCCCCCCCAUGGAGGGUUAGAUGCCAGGAUGAUGAGGAGGGAAGGUGGUUAAUGUUUCAUCAGUGAUAUUCCCAGUGGGUCCUGAUGGAGCACUGUUUAUGCAGCUUUUUGUACAUAACUAAGUUAAAGGUGGAACUAAACGAUGCAUACGCAGGUUCUUCAGGACUGACUUUUGAGUGAGAUGCACUGCUUCACAUUACCCAUGGCUUCUUUCUCCCCUCUGGAAAACCCUUAGGUCCUCACAGAAAAGAGUGAUAUGUUAUUGACACCAGUGGUUUUUAAUGCUAGUAGUCCUGUACGACCCCUGCGUCUACAGGUUUCUGAACCAACCCCCCCCACCUAUUCUUCAAUUGAACUUCAACAAAGCGUUCAAAUAGCACAUCAUGAGGCAUGAACACAGACCUAUAUGCACAGGGACCCUCCAGGAUCAUUGUUAAAACAUGAUUUUCAGUGUAUACAGUACUGUAAAUGCAGCCACCGCCCUACCUCCAACCGGCAAGACUGUAUUUGGUCAUCAAAGGCGGUUGUUAUUACACGUGAGGCUUGGGGCGGGAUGGACCCUGCAGAAUCACUCCAAGAUGGAGUAUCAUUAUUGUGUGUGUGGAUCUGUAUUAAGACGUUGCUCGAAGACCCGCCCGCACCGUAACGGCCAAAUGUGAAACGUUUGUCAGGGUGACUUGUAAAUUGGAGAAUGUUAUAUUGUAAGUAUUUCCUGUCACAAGUGAUUAAAGGUCCCAAACAGUCA